AACUAGCAUUCUGUGCAUCAAUUUUGAUAAUAAAUUUUCUUGGAUAUUUGAUAUCAAGAUUCGAAAGUAGCAACUCAACGAAGGAGGCAAAACUUCUUGACCACCUUACCAAUCCUACGAAGUUGAAGUGCUUACAGCUACUCAGGUCUUUGUUUGAUUCCAAAAUACUUAAAUGUUUUGUUUUCUUAUUUCUUAAUGGCCUCCACUAUAGUAGAACAUAGAUUCGGAAAAAAAAUACCACUCCACAGGACAACAACGCAGACGCAGUUUCUGGACAAUAAUUAAUUGUUAAUUUAGGUGAAAUGAAGUCGAAGGGACUUCCUAGAGCCUUUCUUAAGCCCUAUCGGCGGUCCUUGUAAUGGCCGGUCACCUCAAAGAAUCUGAUUCCCUGUACUGGAAACAUAAUUUUCCAUCACUCUGGACCUUAUAUAGAGCACUCCCACCAAGUCCUACUUUCAAGACAAAGCCUUUCCUCCAUUUGCAACAGCUUUAUUUGGAGUAAAGCAUUCUAGCUACGUGAGUCAGCUAUGGAGUUUGGUUGGCCAGUUUUUCAGCGAGGAAGAACAGUGCAAACAAGAUUCUUUAAUUUUGAUCACUCCAAUGGAUUUGCAUGCACAAAGCCAGCUGCUGGGGUUGUGGAUGUCCAUUCUGUAGACGCAUGGAGAUCCUAUUUCGAGGCCAACAAGCAAAACAACAAAUUGCUGGUGAUUGAAUUCACGGCGACAUGGUGUGGACCUUGCCGAUACAUGGAACAGACCAUGAAGGACUUUGCUGCCAAGUACACAGACGUUGUGUUCAUCAGGAUUGACGUUGAUGAACUGCAGCAUGUGGCUCAGCAAUUCAAUGUGACUACCAUGCCAGCAUUUUCACUCUUGAAGAAAGGGAAGAUAGUUGACGAGGUAGCAGGGGUCAAGAAGAGUGAGCUUGAGAACAAGAUUGAGAAGCAUGGGAUGAUAUGAUUGCCACGAUACUUAACUAUUAAUGCCAUGUCCAUGGCGAAUCCCUGCUGGAAUGUAUAUUCCAGCAGAAGAGAAGAAUAAAACAAGGCCUCAAAAGCAAUUUGCUGAGGCAAAAAUAAGGCCAUCCUUUUUUCUUUUUUCUUUUCUUCUUCUUGAUUGCUAUUAUUUAAUAUAUGUAUUGUAAUGCCAAGUUAAUUUUUAUUUAAGAAAACUCAUUUUCUCUC
Molecule: messenger RNA, 1183 nt
Organism: Populus nigra (black poplar)
Lineage: Eukaryota; Viridiplantae; Streptophyta; Magnoliopsida; Malpighiales; Salicaceae
Product: thioredoxin H-type 2-like
Exons: 3
Coding region: 528-959 (143 amino acids)
Source: RefSeq, a predicted model, not a curated record